UUCUUCAGUCGACGACACACUGUCCCGAGAUGCACACGUGUUUUAAUUGUCGCUCUUAUUUUUUAUUAAAAAAUUGUAUACCUUUUUUACGGAGUGCUCGAAUAAAGUUGGAUAUAUAUUUUUGAACUAACUUGAAUUCAUAAUGAUAACUUUACGUAUGAUUUUUUUCUUUGUCAUUAUCGUUUAAUCGAACAAAAAAAUAAUAAUACUAUAUUAAUUUUGUCGAGCAAAUUAAACGAUAAAAGAGGAGAGGAAAAAAAUUAACGAGAAAUAUGUCACGUAGGAAUAAACCAAUAAAAAUUACUGCGGUCGGAGAUGGAAUGGUCGGAAAGACGUGCAUGCUUAUUACUUAUACUACGAAAAAGUUUCCAACGGAAUAUGUGCCUACUGUCUUCGACAAUUAUGCAGAUAUUAUUCGUUUAGAUAGCCAAGAAUUUGAUAUAACCCUUUGGGAUACAGCCGGUCAAGAAGAUUACGAACGUCUUCGGCCAUUGUCAUAUCCAAACACCGAUUGUUUUUUACUUUGUUUCUCGAUCAGUGCUCGUAGUUCAUAUGAAAAUGUCGCGAGUAAAUGGUAUCCAGAGAUAAAACAUCAUUGUCCGCAUAUACCAAUAAUACUUGUUGGUACUAAAAGUGAUCUCAGAGAUCAAGAAAAUUUAGAUAUAAUAACGCCACAUGAAUGUAAAAAAAUGAAAAAGAAAAUUAAAGCCUCGAAGUACGUCGAAUGUUCAGCUGUAAAACAAGAAGGCUUGGAAAAUGUCUUUGUAGAAGCCAUUAGAGCAGUUUUGAAAAAACCGCCAUCUAGAAAACUUUGUUAUAUUUUUUAAAGAAACCCACAAAAAUCCCCAUAUUAUUUAUAUUUAAAUUUAUUAACUCAAGUUAUAUUCACAAGCAAAUUCUAAUAUAUGUACAUUUUAUUACUAUCAAUCGCGUACUACGUAGAAUACUCGAUUAUUAGACAAUGGAA
Messenger RNA from Polistes canadensis, 967 nucleotides. RefSeq names its product ras-like GTP-binding protein RhoL. Gene Ontology annotation, molecular function: GTPase activity; GTP binding. The record is from RefSeq and is a predicted model, not a curated record. Gene Ontology annotation, biological process: small GTPase-mediated signal transduction. NCBI's taxonomy places the organism in Eukaryota, Metazoa, Arthropoda, Insecta, Hymenoptera, Vespidae. The transcript is spliced from 5 exons. Bases 273 to 827 code for a protein of 184 amino acids.